Folsomia candida is the source of this 1052-nucleotide messenger RNA. RefSeq names its product SEC14-like protein 4. The coding region runs from base 109 to 966 and encodes 285 amino acids. Gene Ontology annotation, cellular component: cytoplasm. The transcript is spliced from 8 exons. NCBI's taxonomy places the organism in Eukaryota, Metazoa, Arthropoda, Collembola, Entomobryomorpha, Isotomidae. The record is from RefSeq and is a predicted model, not a curated record.
ACUUAUGAAUUAGUGCAGACAAGUCAAGUUGCUUUUUGCAUUUACUUGUCGAGACAUUUUUCUCAAUUUUUUCCAAAUCCAUCAACAGUUUUUUGUCGAUUUUCAAAAAUGAAGUGCUCCCUUUUUCUCACGAUAAGUCCCAUAAUAAUUUUGGCAAUAUCGGUUUGGUCCGCUUCUUGCCUGGAAGUCAGAGUGCAAUCCUCCCUUGAAAAAGACCUCACUGUUACGUCACAACAAAAGAAAAUCUUGGAUAAGUUCCGGAAACGAGUCCAGCAUCGUCUCACUAACGAGUUCAUGAAGCAUGAUUUGUACCUUAUCAGAUAUCUGCGAGCAAAAAAUUUCGAUAUCCGAAACGCCGAAGAAAUGUUAGUCACUAGUUUAGCGUGGAGAAAACAGAACCGCAUCGACACCAUUCAUGACGAGGAUUGGACCAAGUUUAAGAAACAAUAUCCGUACUAUCUUUCCCAGUACGAUAAGGAAGGAAAACCAGUGCUCUAUCUUCAUCCUGCCGCUUGGGAUUUGCGAAAGAUUGCGAUAUCCAAUGACGCCAAACAAUUCCAACGCUAUAUCGACAAAGCCAUCGACGAAUCCUGGCUUAAGGUCUACGAAUAUCAAUCAAAAUACGAAAACGUAACACAGGGAGUGCUGCUCGUCAAUAUGAAAGGUUAUAACGUCGUGCAACACGCCUGUCUGCAAUGUAUUCCCAUAAUCCUUCGCGGAAUUUUGACCUAUGAGCGAUACUAUCCCGGACUGGCGCAUAAAAUAUUCCUGAUUAAUACACCUUCCACUUUUGAGCCAUUGCUACAAGUCAUCCGUGGCGCGUUGAGCCCACCCACAGAAAAAGCGUUGCUAAUCUACGGCAUGAGCAAAGGAGAAUGGAGCCCCAUUCUGCAAAAGUAUUUCGACAUGGACCAAAUCCCAGAAGAGCUUGGGGGCACUUUUCAAACGGAGGUUGAUGAUUAUUAAUUAGAGGGGAAGAUUUUGUACGUCUUUUUUUAAAUUCUGGAUAAAUAAAAUUAAGAGCUUCAAUAAAGACAUGCAUUUUUAUUGAG